Hyalella azteca is the source of this 2658-nucleotide messenger RNA. RefSeq lists its product as uncharacterized. Lineage: Eukaryota; Metazoa; Arthropoda; Malacostraca; Amphipoda; Hyalellidae. The transcript has a single exon. Bases 18 to 2015 code for a protein of 665 amino acids. Gene Ontology annotation, biological process: DNA integration. The record is from RefSeq and is a predicted model, not a curated record. Gene Ontology annotation, molecular function: nucleic acid binding.
UGUCCGGCCACGUAGGAAUGCGUAAAACGCUGUUGCGUGUAAUGCAGCAUUUUUAUUGGCCUGGGGUAUAUGCCGACGUGUCGAGAUUUUGCAGGUCGUGUGACAUUUGCCAGCGGAGCUCUAUUGGUAAGCCUCCUAAAGUACCUUUAAUUAACCUGCCGGUUAUAAGCACUCCUUUUGAAAGAGUUGCUAUUGAUCUGAUUGGACCAUUGACAAAAUCAAGGAAGGGCAACCGAUUUGCCUUGGUCUCCAUUGAUCUUGCGACGAAAUACCCGGAUGCAGUUCCACUCAAGAGGAUCGACAGCGAAACGAUUGCCGAGGCACUCCUCGAAAUCUACUCACGCGUGGGACUACCGAAAGAAAUUCUGCAUGAUCAAGGGACCCAGUUCAUGUCAGCAGUGAUGCGCAAAUUUAAUCAAUUACUACAAAUAAAGAGCAUCCAUACAACGCCCUACAAUCCACGAUGCAAUGGAUCCGUCGAGAAUUUUAAUAAAUCAUUGAAACAGAUGUUAAAGAAAAUGACUGAAGAACAACCGGAAGAUUGGGACCGUUAUUUGCAACCAUUAUUGUUCGCGUACAGAGAAGUUCCUCAGUUGUCGACAGGCUUCGCUCCAUUUGAACUCUUGUUCGGGCAUGAAGUUCGUGGACCUUUAUUUCUUAUAAAGGAGAAAAUUCUGAGCAAUAUGACAGAUGAAGAAGAGCUGUCCGUGACGUCUUACGUAAUGCAGAUGAGACAACGAGUGAAGGAGUUCAUGGAACUGGCCAACAUCACGGAGGAAAGAAGUAAGAAGAAAGAGAAGUUUUACUAUGACAGAACGUGCCGAAAGCGAACUUUUAAGGUCGGAGAUGAGGUUUUGCUGCUGCUACCAACGUCAACCAAUAAACUUCAGGCAGAGUGGAAGGGGCCGUUCGUUGUGGUUAGAAGACUCAAUAAAGUAGACUACGUCAUCAGAGUUGGGUCCAAUGAACGAACUUACCACAUCAACAUGCUCAAACCAUUCCGAACCCGAGAAGUGCCGAGUCAGGCGGGACGAAUGGAAGUUAGUCAGUUGGCCGACACCACAGUUGGAUUGGAACCGAAAAUAUCGAAGGAACUGACAACGGAACAGAAGAAACAAAUGGAAACGCUGCUCGAAACCGAGAAAGCGGUGUUUAGUUCAGUUCCCGGUCAAAUUGCAGGUCUGAAGUAUCGUAUAUCGGUGAACACAGAGAAGCCUAUAAGGAUGCUUCCGUAUAAGGUACCCUUUCAUCUUAAAAAUCAAGUAAAGGAAGAAUUGGAGAAAUGGCUACGCCAGGGUAUCAUCAGAAAGUCAACGAGUGAGUGGGCAUCCCCGAUGGUGGUGAUGCGCAAUGCUGACGAUUCGUUGCGACUCGCCAUAGAUUUCCGGAAACUCAACCCACAUGUCAACGUUGACAAUUAUCCGAUGCCAGAGCGUGAGUCAGUCAUUGAACAACUCUUCGAUGCAAAAUUCUUAUCAAAGUUAGACCUAACGAAGGCGUAUUUCCAAAUGCCAUUGGAAGAGAACUCGAAGCAGUACACGUCGUUUGUAACAGAGUUUGGGCAAUUUGAAUUUAAUUGUGUACCAUUUGGAAUUAGAUUUGCUAGUGGACUGUGCAACCGUGUGUUGAAAGAAAUAUUGGCAGACUGUUCAGAUUUUGUUACUAGCUUUGUAGAUGACCUAGUUAUUUUCAGUAGCGAUUUUGAAUCUCAUGUGGUUCAUGUGCAGACUGUUAUGCGAAAGCUGAAGGCCGCAGGGAUAACUUUGAAUAUCGCAAAAUGUGAUUUUGGGCAGACUAGAGUGAAAUUUUUGGGCUUCAUUGUGGGGAGUGGUGAGAUAAAGCCAGACCCUGCGAAGGUAGAAGCUGUUAGGCAAUUUCCGAAGCCUGGUAGGAAAAAGGAAUUAAGGUCAUUUUUAGGUCUUUUGAAUUUUUAUAGACGAUUUCUACCGCAUUUGUCUCACCACAUUGCUGGGCUAACGAAAAUGUUAUGCAAAUCAGAGCUCGAUGUACUAUAGUGGACUAGCGAAUCAACUCGGUGCUUUAAGGAAGCAGUUGAAUUGUUGACCGCAGACGUAGCACUAGCGAUACCUAGGCCUGAUUUGACGUUCAUCCUGCAGACGGAUGCUAGUAAGCUGGGUAUUGCCGGAGUUUUGGGGCAGGAAAUAGAUGGGGAGUUUAGACCCAUAUCCUUCAUGAGCCGCAAGUUGAAUAAGGCCGAGCAAAACUACUCUGUCAUCGAGCAGGAAUGUCUAGCAAUUAAAUGGUGUGUCAACUAUUGUCAUCAAUAUUUGUUCAGCAAGAAGUUUAUAAUUCGUACUGAUCAUGCGCCUCUGCAAUGGUUGUGACAAAACAAGGAAAAAAAUUCUAGAUUAAUGAGAUGGGCCUUGUCUCUUCAGGGAUACGAUUUCGUGAUCGAAUACAUAAAAGGGUCUGAUAAUCUUUUGGCUGAUUUGUUUUCAAGGAAUGUUAAUGUACCAGAAUAUGAACCAAAGCGGACUAGUGUACUUAGUCAGGAUCAUUGUGUUCAAAUUGAAGGUUUGUUUUAGGAGGGGAGGUAUGUAAUGAUUUAACUUAUUAACUUAGAUUAUUUGAAGCUGAUAUUUUGGCAACAUCUCCCGAACCAUACAAAAUGCUUGCUUCCAAGUUUUGUUUAUUUGU